AUGUUUAACGACAAGAUUCUUAAUACGCCACUGGAUGUCGCGGAUCCGGAACUGGCUGCGCUUGUCGAACAAGAGAAACAAAGACAAAUACGCGGAAUUGAAUUGAUUGCGUCGGAAGAAUUCACAAGUCGUGCAGUUUUGGAUUGUCUUGGUUCUUGUCUGACGAAUAAAUACAGUGAGGGGCAACCAUUAGCUCGCUAUUAUGGAGGAAAUGAAGUCAUCGAUAAAAUUGAAUUAUUGUGUAAAUCCCGGUGCCUUGAAGCAUUUUCUCUUGACAAGAAUGUUUGGGAUGUCAAUGUUCAACCAUACUCUGGAUCUCCAGCCAACUUUGCUGUUUAUACAGGUCUUCUCCAACCUCAUGAUCGAAUUAUGGGUUUGGGACUCCCUGAUGGCGGUCAUCUUACUCAUGGAUUCUAUACCCCCAAGAAAAAGAUUUCAGCAACGUCCAUCUUCUUCGAGUCUCUUCCUUAUCAAGUUAGCGAAAAAACAGGAUUAAUUGAUUUCGAAAAUCUUCGGAAUACAGCUCUAAUCUUUCGUCCCAAGUUGAUCAUUUGCGGAGCUUCAGCGUAUGCAAGGGAAAUUGAUUUUGGGAUGUUUCGAAAAAUUGCUGAUGAUGUUGGAGCAAUGUUGAUGGCCGAUAUCGCCCAUAUUGCUGGUUUGGUAGCUGCUGGUGUUCAUCAGUCUCCUUUCCCUCAUUGUGAUGUCGUCACUACAACAACACACAACUUAAGAGGGCCUCGAAGUGGACUGAUUUUUUUCAAUAGGGAUCGAUUAGGGAGAUGGAAAGAUAAAAUCGAUCAAGCAGUCUUCCCAGGGUUACAGGGCGGCCCGCAUAACCACCAAAUAGCAGCUAUAGCAACGCAAAUGAGGGAGGUAAAAAGGUCGCAAACACCAGAAUGGACCGUUUAUGCCAAACAGGUUGUGGCGAACGCACGCGCUUUGGCGAAGCAUUUGCUUGGACGAGGACAGACUCUCGUGACGGGAGGAACCGACAACCAUUUGAUUCUUUGGGACUUGCGCCCCCUUGGGAUUACCGGAUCCAAAUUCGAGAAAUUAGCAGAAGCUGUAGGAAUUUCGCUCAAUAAAAAUACAGUUCCGGGAGAUCAAUCAGCGCUGAACCCCAGCGGUGUCCGAAUUGGGACUCCUGCAAUGACAACAAGAGGAUGUUCGGAAAGUGACAUGGUGAUGAUUGGAGAUAUUUUGAUUGAUUGUGCAAACUUAUGCGUCGAGAUUCAAGGGACAUCUGGGAAGAAAUUGAACGACUUUUUGGGUGCAAUGGUGUCGCACUCUGGCCUUGCAGCCUUGAGGGGCCGAGUUGAAGAGUUUGCGCUGCAAUUUCAAUAUCCGGGUGUUUGA
Molecule: messenger RNA, 1356 nt
Organism: Condylostylus longicornis
Lineage: Eukaryota; Metazoa; Arthropoda; Insecta; Diptera; Dolichopodidae
Biological process (GO): tetrahydrofolate interconversion; L-serine catabolic process; folic acid metabolic process
Cellular component (GO): cytoplasm
Molecular function (GO): glycine hydroxymethyltransferase activity; cobalt ion binding; serine binding
Source: RefSeq, a predicted model, not a curated record